Messenger RNA from Zasmidium cellare ATCC 36951, 1071 nucleotides. RefSeq lists its product as uncharacterized. Lineage: Eukaryota; Fungi; Ascomycota; Dothideomycetes; Mycosphaerellales; Mycosphaerellaceae. The coding region runs from base 1 to 1071 and encodes 356 amino acids. The transcript has a single exon. The record is from RefSeq and is a predicted model, not a curated record.
AUGACCUCCUCCCACGCUAACCCCGGCCAAUUCCAGAGCGGUUAUCCACCAUUCGAUUAUGAGGCGUUGGUAAAUCAGGCUCCAGUUCCAGUGGCCAAUAUGACAGGUUCGGGUGCACGCCAAGACGCCCAGUCUGCUUCGGCCGAGCCUGAAACUGAGGAGCUCGACACCAGAUUCGACACGUCUGCUGAAAAGGCAAACAACAAGAGAGACAAGGAGGACGGCGACUACACUCUCAGGAAGAGAAAGUCCGCACAAGGUUCUGCAUCAACUGCAACCAAACGGCAGAGGCAGUCUGCGACGAAGGCCUCUGAGUCCAGCGGUCCACCAACGACUACCACAACCAAGACUUUUGAGGAAUGCGACGAGACUACCAGAGGCCUUCGUAAAGCGGCUGUUGAGAGUCUGAAAGAGAUCUGGGGUGCUGAUCCUCGAAAUUGGCCAGUAUUUGAGUUCAGUCCAACACGUCUUGUGAAAACCCAGUGGGGGCCUCAGAAAGGCCGAGAGAUCGAGCAAAAAGAUGGGCCGCUAGACUGGAGCCUUGGACUCAUCCACGAGAUAGUAUGCCUGGCCAAGAACACUACUGAUGAUCAGCGUCAUCGCUCUGAGCAAGUCCUGAGGGAAAUCAUCGACGACCGCGUUCGUGAUACCGACAGCGAAAAGAUGAUGUGCACAACCGACAUUCGGCGGACGAAUGAUAUCCUGACUCGAGAGCUAUCUGAAGCAGGCCCAAGUCAUCGAUCGCCAACCCUCGCUGCUGCUGUCACCAGCAACCAACCCAAUGUCGACCGCAAUGACAUCCCUCAACCUCACAGCAGCAUAGAGCGGGUAGACUCCCCGCUGAUGUCCGACGAAGUGGACAUACAGCCUGGGGGAGGCCAGGGGUCCGCGGCAUUGGACAGAGGCUUGAGCGAUGACCCGCUCCCCAAGAACUUUGACAGCAACAGUGUUGAAGAGAACGAACGGUACAUCAAGGGAUUGCAGGAGAUUGUCGAAGAGAAGAAACGUCAGCAUCUUGCACUGUCGGAGAAAUUGCAAAGCUUCCGCACAAAGUUUGCUCCCCGUGUGUGA